AUGAAGAAGGAAACCAACAUGAAGAAUCAACAUCAACUACAGAUGAAGAGACAGACCCAGAGAGCAGAGAUCAGAGGAAGAGAAGAGACAGAAGUCAUGUCAAAAGUGUGGCCAGCUAUCACAAGUCAGAAGUUAUCCCCCAGCAUUGGAUGACUGAAGAGGAGUAUCUCUGCAUCCAGCAGAGGAACUUCAGAAUGGAAGAGGAAGAACCGGAACGUCCACAGACCAAUGAGCUGGAGGAACAAGAACCCACACAAAUUGAAGAGGAACUACAGGAACCAGAACCACCACAGAUUAAGGAUGAACCAGGGGAACUCUGCAUCAGUCAGAAUGAAGAUCAGCUUGAUCUGAAGCAGGAGACUGAUACCUUGAUGGAGAUUCCUACUUAUGUGGAAGAUGAGAACAGUGAAGCAGAUCCAAACAACCAGCAGAGCUUUAAUGUUAAUGAUAGUCAGGAUGAAGAAAGAAACCAACAAGAAGAAUCAACAUCAACUACAGAUGAAGAGACAGACCCACAGAACAGAGAUCAGAGGAAGAGAAGAGACAGAAGUCAUGUCCAAAGUGUGGACAGCUCUAACAUGCCAGAAAGUGAGUGUGACUCUGAUGGUAGUAGAAAGGAUGAAUUUGUUAAGAAACGCAAAGAAUCUUCAAAACAGAAAAGACUUUCCUCUUUCAAGUCUGGCAAAAACUCAAGAAUAGCUAACGAACCAUUUAAGGUAAGAUAUCAUAAAGGACAAAAGAGAUUUUCAUGUGAAGAAUGUGAUGGAAGUUUUAAUUGUAUAUUUCAUCUCAAAAUACACAUGAGAACUCACACAGGAGAAAAGCCCUUUUCUUGUAAAGAAUGUGAUAAAAGUUUUAGUAAUGUAUCUGAUCUCCAAAAACACAAAAGAAUUCAUACAGGAGAAAAGCCGUUUUCCUGCAAAGAAUGUGCUAAAAGUUUUAGUAAUAUAUCAAAUCACAAAAGACACAUGAGAACUCACACAGGAGAGAAGCCUUUUUCUUGUAAAGAAUGUAAUAAAGGUUUAAGUGAUUCAUCUAGUCUCAAAAAACACAUGAGAACUCACACAGGGGAGAAGCCUUUUUCUUGUAAAGAAUGUAAUAAAGGUUUUAGUGAUUCAUCUAGUCUCAAAAAACACAUGAGAACUCACACAGGGGAGAAGCCUUUUUCUUGUAAGGAAUGUGAUGCAAGUUUUAGUCACAGGUCUAGUCUCAAAACACACAUGAGAACUCACACAGGAGAAAAGCCUUUUUCUUGUAAAGAAUGUGACAAAAGCUUUAGUCAAUCAUCUAAUCUCCAAAGACACAUGAGAACUCAUACAGGAGAAAAUCCUUUUAUCAAAGGAUUUAUUAAAAACUCUAAACUCAGAAAAACUUAGAACAGAGAACAUGUGCAGUAAAAACACAGGGUUUACAUGAGAUUAGAGAAAGAUUUGGAAAAAGUACACAUUUUCUUUCAUAAAGAACGAAACUAGUAUUUUAUUGGAAAUUUUUAUUUAGAUUUAAAUAUUUUUAACCUUGGUUUUAUGUUGCCAUAAACGUAUGGGAUACACCGCUUAUGUACCUUCUUUAAAAGCCCAAAGUACUUAACAGUCAGUCCCAUUCACCCCCACACAAACCCAUACACACACUGAUGGCAGCUGUGCUGUCUCACACUGGCACCAACCUAUAACCACCAGCAUUAAUGAGGGGUUAUGUUUUGUCCAAUGACACAUUGACACAUGGACGGGCAAAGCGGUAAUUCAACCUGUGAUCUUCUUAUCAGUACCUCUGCAGCACAGCCAAUCACUUUGGUUGCUGUAUUUCAGAAAAAUUUGAACAUUUUAAUUUAUUUUUAUGUUUUAGUUAAUUUUAAGUUUUUAUAUUUAAAAGUAAUGGGAUCAAACCCUAAUGAGCUCAUGAACUCCAAAGCAGCCUGAGCUUUCAUUACAUGAACACAGAGCCACAGACUGUUGGCCUCCAUAACACAUUGAUGCAGUCAUUCAAAUAAAAAGCGACAGAAGUUAGUAUCAAACACAUAACAAUGAACAGUUUUCUAAAAUCUGACAUGAGCUGAAAACAUCCCUUCUUAAUGGGUUUGAUACAUGAUUUUUUUACGACAGUUUUUUAUUUAAUAUUCUUUAAGCAACAAUUGUCAAAACCAAAAAAAAAGAACCAAUAUAUUUAUAUCAAUGUGUAAAGAUAGUGGACAAUAUGAGUUUUACUGCUUUCAUGGACAAAAAUGGAAAAGUUUUCCGCAAAAUGAAUUCUUUGAGAUGUACCUGUUAAUAGAAAUGUGUUGUUUUGUAUUAUUAGAGUGAAAUCGUGAACGGAUUCAAUGUGGUUGUAGUUUGCUGAGAUGAGUAGUAUGUCGUUCAUGUGUGUGUUACCAUGACAACACUAGAAAGAUUUUGGAGACGUCUUUAAUUCUGACACUUUUUGUGUGAUCGGUGAACAUUUGAUCAUUAUUUUAAAAUAAAAGUAGUGACUGCAGUUUAUAUUUUUUUAGACCAAGUUAAGUGAGGAAAAGAUUUCCUAAAAAUAAAUGAAGGUAGAGGCGGAUAAUGAAUCUGACUGGUGUUUCUGUCUGGUGUUGUUGUGAUUCGUGUUUUCUAGUAGACAUUAGAACUGUUUAUCUGUUCUUUGUAGUUCUCAGUGUUCUGUCCCAAUCUUAUCUGUGAAGAAUAAAGUGGACGUGAACAUCA
Molecule: messenger RNA, 2681 nt
Organism: Oryzias latipes (Japanese medaka)
Lineage: Eukaryota; Metazoa; Chordata; Actinopteri; Beloniformes; Adrianichthyidae
Biological process (GO): regulation of gene expression
Cellular component (GO): nucleus
Source: RefSeq, a predicted model, not a curated record